AUGUAUCGAGCUAUUUGGCUGCAUCCGGAAGAUUGCGAGUACCAGCACAUUUUUUGGCGGUUUUCUUUCGAUGAUCCUCUCACCGAGUGGGAAUUGCGCACGGUAACAUUUGGCAUUUCAAGUAGUCCGUUUUUGGCACAGCGAACCCUCAAACAACUCAUAUUGGAUGAGGGUGCGAGAUUUCCGCGAGCGGCUCAAAUACUGGAAUCCUACCGGUUUAUGGAUGAUAUUCUCUUUGGUGCCUUCAGCACAACCGCGGCUAGCGAAUUGUGUCAGGAGUUGGUCGCGCUGCUUCGGCUCGGCGGUUUUGAACUGCGAAAGUGGGCAAGUUCUUGUACUUCAAUUCGCGAAGAUUGUUCGAUCGAAUUCAAGGAUCUUUCUAUUGCCGGCACUUCUUCAAUUAAAGUUUUAGGUUUGAUAUGGGAUCCGAUAAGAGAUGAGUUUCGCUUCAAGGUGGAUGAUUCUCAGACCAUUCUGACAAAACGCGGUAUUUUAUCACGAGUCGCACGAAUUUAUGAUUAUAAUGGGUAUCUAUCUCCGGUUACCUUCGCUAUGAAGGUUAUUCUUCAAAGGCUUUGGCUGCUGAAGACAGAAUGGGAUGAUCCCUCACCUCCUGAAAUUAUUGAACUAUGGAAUCCUCUCGAAAAGGAAUUCAAGAUGUUGGAGGGCAUUUCUAUUCCUCGGUGUGUGGUUCCUAGUACUCCGUUGAGGGCACAAAUCAUUGGGUUUUGCGAUGCUAGUAUUCUGGGAAUGGCAGCGGUGGUAUACUUGCGUGUUGAAAAUGAGCAGGGAAUUUUUUGCAAUUUACUUUGUUCAAAAACUAAGGUUGCCCCACUUAAAAGCUAG
Molecule: messenger RNA, 846 nt
Organism: Harmonia axyridis
Lineage: Eukaryota; Metazoa; Arthropoda; Insecta; Coleoptera; Coccinellidae
Exons: 1
Coding region: 1-846 (281 amino acids)
Source: RefSeq, a predicted model, not a curated record